Pelobates fuscus (common spadefoot toad) is the source of this 957-nucleotide messenger RNA. Its product is annotated as serine protease ami-like. The record is from RefSeq and is a predicted model, not a curated record. Gene Ontology annotation, molecular function: serine-type endopeptidase activity. Lineage: Eukaryota; Metazoa; Chordata; Amphibia; Anura; Pelobatidae. Bases 57 to 860 code for a protein of 267 amino acids. Gene Ontology annotation, biological process: proteolysis. The transcript has 5 exons.
AUUAUAGGAUAAGGUUCCACAACACUACAUACUGUUUACGACGGAGUUCCAGAAACAUGUCUAUCUAUACAGCUUUGGCUGCUUUGUUGGUGGUGCUGAGUAUCACAAUUACAGAAUGUUAUCCUCGAGGACGGAUACUGGGCGGAAAGGAGUCUGCUGGCAGGCCAUACAUGGUGUCACUGCAACUUGAUGGAGUUCACUUUUGUGGUGGGCUGUUGAUCUCUGACGAGUGGAUACUCAGUGCAGCUCACUGCAUGCCCUCUGGUAACAAGACACUCCAUGUGAUGCUCGGGGAGUCCUCUCUGAAGAAAACAGAAAACAGCAAAACCAGAGUGGAAUUUGAAAUCAAGAAGUAUUUUGUUCACCCGCUUUACAACAGUAGCUUAAUUGCUCAUGAUCUGCUGUUAUUAAAGCUCCCAAAUAAGGUCAAUGUGAGUGAUGCCAUUAAGCCCAUGCCAUUCCAGAAAGAAGAUGUUGAUAUUCCAGAGGGCACACGUUGUUUAGUGUCUGGCUGGGGACAGAUAAGGCUUACUGGCAAGAGACCAGAUACGUUAUAUGAGGUGGUAGUUACGGUGAUCAGCAGAAACCAAUGUAAUCGUCGAGACUACUAUGAUAAUGAACUUACUGACAAUAUGAUGUGUGCUGGAGAAAAGGGCAAAGACUCUUGUGAGGGAGACUCUGGAGGACCCCUGAUAUGUAAUGACGUGGCUGUGGGUAUCGUGUCUUUUGGAUCUCGCAAGUGUGGCAAUGCCAAGAGGCCAGGCAUCUAUACUCGCAUUGUUCGCUACAAUAAUUGGAUAAACAGCACCAUGCAUUAUGCCGCCCUGCAAACAACAACCACUUCACCUAUAAAACUGUAAGAGGCAUCCCAAGAGCAUGUAUAAUGAGAAAAGUACUCGGCUAUGGAUUCCAUGACAUGUAUCAAAUUCUAACUAAAUAAAAUUCAUUGAAAUUGUU